AUGUCAUCGAAAUCGCAUAAUACUUUAAACGUGGACGAUAUUGAACGUGAAUUGGAGAAUAGUGACACAGAAUUUGAAAAUUACGACAGUGACAGUGAUCCUGAAUAUUUGAUGUCUGAUGGAGGAUCUGAUUCAAAUGAUGAAGAAGUUGUAUCACAUGGUGAUCUGGCUAUAGAUUAUCUAGAAGAAGACUGGUCAAACACUGUUUUGAAUUUGGGCGGAGUUGAUUUUACUGGUAAGUCUGCUGGUUUACUACAUGAAAUAGUAAUAGAAGAUUCUACAAAUAUUUUGAAACCGAUAGACGUAUUUUUUAGUAUUAUCGAUAAUGACAUUUUACUUUUAAUGUGUAAUGAAACAAAUCAGUACGCACACCAGAGGCUAAAUAGUGGACCAGUUAGAAGAAGUAGUAGAAUGUCUAGAUGGAAAGAUGUAGAUAUUGAUGAAAUGAAAAAGUUUUUAGGUGUUUUGAUGUUUUCUGGUGUUGUUGUCUUUCCUACUUAUGAAUCAUAUUGGAAAAAAGACAGUCUAUAUUAUCAUGAGUUAUUUCACAAAAUUGGCAUGAGCUAUAAUAGAUUUAUAAUUAUUUUAAAAUGUUGGCACUUUGUAGACAAUAAUAUUGCUAGAGAUAAUACAGACAGGUUAUAUAAAAUUAAACCGUUAAUGGAUAUGGUUUUUCAAAAUACACAAAAUUUGUUCACUCCAGGAGACACAUUAGUUCUUGACGAAUCUAUGAUAGCUUUUAGAGGAAGACUUUUAUUUCGUCAAUAUAACCCGUCAAAAUCCCAUAAAUAUGGUAUCAAAAUGUACAAAUUGUGUACACCUGAAGGUUUUACAUGGGCUUCUAGUAUUUAUUGUGGUACAGGACCUAAUUUAGGAACUCUGGAUAAGCCGGGAACAGUUGUGGUAAAUUUAGCUGAUAGUUUACUUGAUGAAGGCUGUUUGAUAAUAACAAACAAUUUUUAUACGAGUGUUCCACUUGCUGAAUAUCUUUAUGGUCGAAAAACUGAUUUGUGUGGUACUUUAAGAAAAAAUCGAAAAUGGCUUCCAGUAGAUGUAAAAGAAAAAAAAUUGAAAAAAGGGCAGUUUAUAGCAAGACAAAAAGAAUUUAUUACAAUUUUAAAAUGGCAUGACAAAAGAGAUGGAAUCGAUGUUUCAGAUCAACUAAGCAGUUAUUAUAAUCCACAACGAAAAUCUCUUGUUUGGUACAAAAAAGUUGGUAUGGAAUUACUAUUUGGAAUAACAGUUGUAAAUAAGGUUACAGACAAAUCAGAAUCUGUGAACAUUCAAAAAAAUAUUUCAAUGCAUUUUCUUGAACAGUUUGAUAGACAAAAUGGAAAAAUACAAAGAAAAAGAUGUCAUGGGUGCUAUUCAAGUCUUCGUGAAGAUGGACAGUUGAGUGCAGAAGAAGCUGGAAAAAAAGCAAAAAAAGUUAAUACAAAUUGUAAACGAAUAGAUGAUGUUGUUAAAGCAAACAAUUUAUUAGUUGAAGAAGUUGAUGCUUGUAAGGUUAUUGCUACUGCUAAGUCUGAUACUAUUUAUAAUACAUCUAUGGACUCUGAUAAUGGUAGUAUAAUAUUAAUCACGAUUAAAGAUAGUAUGGUUGCCUAA
Messenger RNA from Acyrthosiphon pisum (pea aphid), 1608 nucleotides. RefSeq names its product piggyBac transposable element-derived protein 4-like. The transcript is spliced from 5 exons. NCBI's taxonomy places the organism in Eukaryota, Metazoa, Arthropoda, Insecta, Hemiptera, Aphididae. The record is from RefSeq and is a predicted model, not a curated record. Bases 1 to 1608 code for a protein of 535 amino acids.